GCGCCCUUAGCAGUGGUCGUGUAUAGAACCGGUAAGCUGUGAUUAUUUGGUAGUUUUUCAAAAACGAGAAAGUGCCAAGUUAGUGUUUGACAGCUUCUUAAAGCUCUCGGGCAAACGGUUGUCAACGGACGUAUAGGAGGACAGAAGUCAACGAAGGUUUUUUUCGUGUCUGAUGAGCUCCUCCGUCGCACCGCUGGUGGUAAGAUGGCUGUGCAGCUGGAUGGAGGAGGGAAGGAGGACUUGAAAACACAGUUUGUCACGCGGGAAGGGACAUACAAGCUAAUGACUUUGUCGGAGUAUUCGAGGCCAAACAGGGUUGGCUAUACGAACAGUCAAGGAAGUGCAUCCGUUAGGGUGUCUUUCGUAACAUUACCGGACCCAGCAGAUCCUACGGGUACGCAAGGUCUCGGCGACCGAAUGUGUUUCAAUUUUGGAAAGGAGCUCUAUGUUUAUGUGUAUCGAGGUGUUAAAAAGGCUGUGGAUUUAAAUAAACCAUUGGAUAAAAAAUUAUAUAAAGGAACUAAUCCAACUUGCCACAAUUUUAAUCAAACAACAGCCACUGCAGACAGUGCACCAUUAUUAGUGGGUUUCUCAACAGGACAAAUUCAGUUGAUAGAUCCAAUUAAAAAAGAACUCAGCAAAUUAUAUAAUGAAGAUAGAUUGAUAGAUAAAAGCAAAGUGACAUGUAUAAAAUGGGUUCCUGGGUCAAACAACCUCUUCUUGGUAUCGCAUAGCUCUGGUCAACUAUAUUUAUAUAAUGAAGAACUCUUGUGUGGUACAACAGCUCCCCAUUACCAGUCUUUUAAAUCAGGAGAGGGUUAUGCCAUAUAUACUUGCAAGACAAAAUCUACAAGAAACCCUUUAUAUCGAUGGGUAAUAGGCGCAGAAGGAUGUUGUAUAAAUGAAUUUGCCUUCAGCCCAUGUGGCUCAAAUUUAGCUGUAGUUUCCCAAGAUGGGUUUCUACGAGUAUUUCAAUAUAACACAAUGGAGCUAGUGGGUUCAGCUAGAAGUUACUUUGGUGGAUUUUUGUGUGUAUGUUGGUCACCAGAUGGAAGAUACAUUGUUGUGGGAGGUGAAGAUGAUUUGGUGACAAUUUGGAGCUUUCAUGAAAAAAGAGUGGUAGCUCGAGGUCAGGGUCAUCACAGUUGGGUGAGCGUAGUAGCCUUUGACCCCUACACUACAUCGUAUGGAGAUCAUGAUCCUGACUUCAGUGGCUCAGACGAUGAAACAUUACCCCACAGUAAUCAUAACCACUUUCAUGAGAAGUCUAAUCGUCUGUCCACGACUUCGCAAGGAGUUCAUUCGAAUAGAAACUCUUGUGGUUCAGAAUUAAGAGUGUCGGGUGGUACUUGCUACAGGCUAGGUAGUGUGUCGCAAGAUACUCAACUGUGCUUGUGGGAUAUCACAGAAGAUGUGUUGAGGCAACCAAUGUGUGCGAAGCAGAGGCCAUCCGCAGCAGGUUCUGGUACUCUUUCCACAUCAGGAACAGUCAACAGUGGGAAUGGCUCAACGACGAAUCAUCACUUGAACAAUUCUAAACACAAUAAUUUGAAUAAUGUUAAUUACAAGGGAAACGCGAGUGGUAAUAAUGAAAGUAGUAACAAUAGUACGAGUACAAAUACAGCAGUGUCAACUGUAAAUUCGUUGACUCAAAGGUUAGCAGGCCUUGGUUUUGGUGAGCGUAAAGGUGAUAAUCAUAAAAGGAACUUUAGCCUCACUAUGAGAGGUGGUGGUGCAUCUAAUAGCACAAUAAUGCAGAACAGUGGUGGUGAUAAAGCUACCACUAACUCGAAUACAAGUAGUAAUAUGAACAGUGUCAGUGGAAGUUUAGUAGGUGCAAAUAAAAAGGCUAGUUCCGUAAUGGACGAUCCUAUGAGGUUGAUAGGAACUGCCUGGUGCCCUAGGUUUGAUGAGUGCCCAGUGUUAGAACCGCUGGUGUGCAAGAAGUUGGCGCAUGAGAGAUUGACUGAAUUAGUGUUUAGGGAAGAUUGCUUCGUAACAGCGUGUCAAGAUGGAUAUGUCUACACAUGGGCAAGGCCUGGUCAUAUGGUAGGUCCCCUCACCAUCAGCAGCACUCUGCACAGGCCACACCAUCAUAGCAAUCCUUAUACCAAUAUUAAUUCCUUGCGAUCUAACGAUCUAUGAUGUAACCCAUCUUCAGCUGUUAUUGCAAUUUUAUGAAGUAGGGUUUUUUUUUAGAGAUGAAUUCCAAUUUGUAUAUAAAUAGAGAUAGAAUUUAAAAUCAUUAUCAUUAUUGAAUGAAAGAAAUAGACGAUAUGAUAAUGCUUUGGACGAUUAUCCUAUUAUCAUUGUUGAAUUGUAAUAGGUGGCAAAUGCUCUUUUAGAUAUAAAACUUUAUGAAAAUGCGAAGGACACGAAGGGGUAGUUUUGUUUUUCGACUUUGGUAUUGUAAUAAAUACUGUUCUUGUGGCAUCGCAUGUGUUAUAUACACAUACUGCUUUUGAAAGAUUUUUAUUUGAGAAUAAAUGUAUUUUUCUCAUAUUUACAAAUUAAAUCCUAGUUUACAUUUUAUCCAAAGCAGUAUAUAUAUGAAUGGUGCCAUUGGAAAGCAUUAAAGAUCUUCUGGCAUUAUUCUUUAGUCUGUAUUGUAUAUCAAUUACAGAAAUGUACGGAUGGAUGAUACUAUGAAUGGACAAAUUUUUUUAAUUA
Molecule: messenger RNA, 2670 nt
Organism: Colletes gigas
Lineage: Eukaryota; Metazoa; Arthropoda; Insecta; Hymenoptera; Colletidae
Product: WD repeat-containing protein 20
Exons: 3
Coding region: 205-2145 (646 amino acids)
Molecular function (GO): protein binding
Source: RefSeq, a predicted model, not a curated record